UUCUUGCUUUCUCUCUCCUGGUUAUUCAUUUUGUGUUAUGUCUUGAGUUGCCAGCAUUUGUACACAUGGCAUGCGAUGGCUAUUACACUGUCGUCAUCAUCCCUCUCCAGAACAGCCUGUACAGCCCUGACGCACUGCACUGCUUCCACUGGCUAAAGAGACGUAGAGAUCUGGAAAGACAAAAAGACAUCCUGUGGGCUGGACUGCAGGUUGUGGAACAAACCAAGCUGUGGUACCAGAAUCGCCUGAAGCUGAAUUUACAAAGGCAAGUUAGCUUCAGCACAGGUGACUUGGAUGAAGAGGGCAGGUGGUCCUGCACUGUGCGGUCUUGUAUGCAGCGAGUGAACGGGAGUCUGGGUAGUUUGAUGAAUGACUCCUGUGUCUGGAACAAUCUGACCCCAGAAGAGAGUGGAGGUUCGGACUGGGACCUCCGGUGGAGCAAUGCCACACUGGCCAAGGAAGUUAAUCGGAAAAAUCAACAGAUUUCCAUGUUGGAGCUUGAGAAGGCACAACUUCUUCAGCAGCUGUUGUCUUACAGCACACCUUAUUGAUGACAUACAUCCACAUGUUUUCAACUCUAAUUACAAGAGGGUUUCAUUCAAAUCAUGCAGCAAACUGUAAAUGUUAAAACAGCUUUGAAAAUACUUAAUGUUAAAAUUAAUUUAAGCUCCGGUAUACACUCUGUCCACCCUGUCUUCCAUUAUUUAACAGAAAGAGACUUAUAGUAAAAUGUUCAAUAGUUGUUGUUUUUUUCUUAAAAUAUGUGGUG
Sinocyclocheilus rhinocerous is the source of this 769-nucleotide messenger RNA. RefSeq names its product suppressor APC domain-containing protein 1-like. The transcript has 4 exons. Lineage: Eukaryota; Metazoa; Chordata; Actinopteri; Cypriniformes; Cyprinidae. The record is from RefSeq and is a predicted model, not a curated record. Bases 66 to 551 code for a protein of 161 amino acids.